AGGGGUAGUUGGGAGGCAGCUGCGGCGGCACGCGCUGGCGGGAACGUGCAUUAUUGUUGUGGAGACAUUGUUGUGGGACGGGCCAAUGGGAGGCGAGGCUCCGCCCCCUGGGUGUAUAUGUGCGCAUGCGCGACCUGAGGGCGGCACAGUACGAUGUAGCCGAGUAGUGUGUGUAAGUCAGUGAUUGUGCAGCAGUGGCUGCGAGCGGUCAUGCCGCGCGGCUUCCUCAUCAAGCGGCUGGGUCUGCCCGGCCACGACGACGCUCUCAGUGCCUUCCACCCUCUACCGUUCAACCCGCUACACUCGCUGGUGGAGAGACUCAGGUUCGAUCCUCGACUCUGUUUCUACCCGGAGCCGUAUACUCCACCACCUCUGGACCUCUCGCUCAAGUCGAGCGCUCCUAUCACACCUCCAGCUACACCGUCUCCGUCCUCACCUCCUAGCAGGAAACGAACGUUCGAGGAGGAGCCAAGGACAUCUCCCGGCAAACCUUCACCUCCGAAGAAAUGUUGGAAGUCCCUCGCCAAGAAAGCAGUGAGGAAGUUGAGUUUCGACGAGGACACCACAUCUCCCGUCUCGGGGACUAUCAUCAAGAGACUGGAAGACGACGACCCUCCCCUGGUGGUGAGGAAGGGCGACAUCGACCCCGCUUACAACGUCGUGGAGGUGACGGAGGAGGCCAAGGCGGAGCUGGCCAAGAUAGAGAACCGCAUCGGAGACUACAUCUGCAGACUGUGCAAGGAGAUGUACGACGACGCCUUCAGUCUGGCCCAGCACAGGUGUUCGAGGAUAGUCCACGUCGAGUACCGCUGUCCAGAGUGUGACAAGGUGUUCAACUGUCCGGCCAACCUGGCGAGUCAUCAGCGCUGGCACAGACCUCGCGGCGCGCCAACCUCCAAGACAUCCCUCACUGAGCGCGACGGUGACUCUCCACACAUACCUUGCCCCGUCUGUGGCAAGAUGUUCCGACGUCAGGCCUACCUCAGGAAACAUCUCCUCAGUCAUCCUCUACCUCUGGUGAGUCCUCAGUCGCAGCCACUAUAACAAUCCACGCUUACUGUCUCUAGUCAUGUUAGCCUCUCUAGUCAGGGUAUCUAGUCAUAUCAGAAGUUCUAUCUCUAGUCAAUGUAAAUAUAUUCUUAUAUCUAGUCUUG
Macrosteles quadrilineatus (aster leafhopper) is the source of this 1154-nucleotide messenger RNA. RefSeq names its product insulinoma-associated protein 1-like. Gene Ontology annotation, biological process: neuron differentiation; regulation of cell cycle process; negative regulation of transcription by RNA polymerase II. The coding region runs from base 211 to 1044 and encodes 277 amino acids. The transcript has a single exon. Gene Ontology annotation, molecular function: RNA polymerase II cis-regulatory region sequence-specific DNA binding; DNA-binding transcription repressor activity, RNA polymerase II-specific. Gene Ontology annotation, cellular component: nucleus; transcription repressor complex. Lineage: Eukaryota; Metazoa; Arthropoda; Insecta; Hemiptera; Cicadellidae. The record is from RefSeq and is a predicted model, not a curated record.